Messenger RNA from Rhipicephalus sanguineus (brown dog tick), 716 nucleotides. Its product is annotated as zinc finger CCCH domain-containing protein 18. The coding region runs from base 167 to 688 and encodes 173 amino acids. NCBI's taxonomy places the organism in Eukaryota, Metazoa, Arthropoda, Arachnida, Ixodida, Ixodidae. The transcript has 4 exons. The record is from RefSeq and is a predicted model, not a curated record.
UAGUCACCUGCAAGAUCUGUGCUCUUUUAGGUCAAGCUCAUCUCGCACACCAUCGCGUUCACGGUCACGAAGCUACACCCGCAGUCCCAGCUUGAACAGUGUUUCUUCAACUUCAAGUUCACCCAGCUGCCGGAGAAUCCAGGGUUCAUCAACCACCGGUGCUGGCAUGCUCCCAUCUAGGAACCCAUCGCCACCAAAGAAAGUGUCUGAGGGAUCCAAAAAACGAAUUGAGAAAGACUUGCUGUCCAAGGGCACCCCUCCCGUUAAGAGAGAUAUACCACUGCCACCUCCAGCACCUAUGGGAUUUGGUCAGAGCGGUAUGAUGCUUGGUUACCGGGAGCCACUGCCUCCUCCUCUGGAUCUUGGUGGCUUUGAGGACGACGCGGCUCAGCGGCAGGCCCGCGAAGCCGCAUUACGGCAGCAGGGUAUCUCACAGAAGCCUCAGAUAAAGCUUACCCUCAUUAAAAAGUCACUUCCAAUGGCAGCGUUAUGCAAGAAGGAGGAGCCAGCUGUUAAGAACAAUGGGGACAAAGGUGCCAAGAAACGUCCAGCCUCUCCCAAGUUGGUCUCAUCACCCUCUCCUCCACCCGCUGGUCGUAAAUCAACCACUUUGAGGCGUGAAGAAUUGUUGAAGCAGCUGAAGGCAGUUGAAGAUGCCAUCGCCCGCAAGCGAGCCAAAUUUAGCUAGCCUUCUGCAGCUUCUCCCAUCAAAUCAC